Dunckerocampus dactyliophorus (ringed pipefish) is the source of this 8252-nucleotide messenger RNA. It is a transcript of the gene znf281a, whose product is annotated as zinc finger protein 281a. NCBI's taxonomy places the organism in Eukaryota, Metazoa, Chordata, Actinopteri, Syngnathiformes, Syngnathidae. The record is from RefSeq and is a predicted model, not a curated record. The transcript has 11 exons. Gene Ontology annotation, molecular function: DNA-binding transcription factor activity, RNA polymerase II-specific; RNA polymerase II cis-regulatory region sequence-specific DNA binding. The coding region runs from base 1211 to 3469 and encodes 752 amino acids. Gene Ontology annotation, biological process: regulation of transcription by RNA polymerase II.
GUGGAGUAAAUUACACAGACUGUUUGGGCGGGAGGCAGGAAACACUGCAGGAAGAGGUUGCUUCUCAGCCAACAUUAUUUCAGUUCCACACUUUCACGUACCAUUUUGAGUGCACGAGUGCGUUCACACUGAGAAGUACGGCAAAAUGCAGCGUGCCGUCAGUACCCGGAUGUUGCACUCAACACGGCCAAAGUGAUGUAGAGGGCAUUUUGACUGACAGAAUAACUUGAGUGGUUGCAAAAAAAGAAGAGAAGAGGAAGCAGAUAAAUAUUGCAGCCAUCAUUUCUGGAGUGCAGUGAGGUCCAUGGAGCAGUCAACUGAGUGUUUGUGGAGGAGGACCCACCUUGAUGAGCUUGCAGCGGAUCUGCGCGGACACCAUGUGGCUGUUCCUCAGGUUGCCCACUCGGAACAUGAGGCACAGCUUGCCGUCCCGCUGCGAGAUGACGGCGUCCUGGCUGAACAUCAGAGUCUCCGCGCGCUUCUUGGGCUGCGACAUCUUGAUGAACAUGCAGCCGAUGAGGAAGGCGUCCACGAUGGAGCCCAGCAGCGACUGGAAGAGGAAGAGGAUGAUGCCCUCCGGACACUUCUCCGUGAUGUAGCGGUAGCCGUAGCCGAUGGUGGCCUCGGUUUCGAUGAAGAAGAGGAAGGCGGAGGGGAAGUUGUAGACGUUGGCCACGCAGGGGGUGUAGGAGGCGUCGUGGCCGUGGUUGAGGUCCCCCCUGAUGUAGGCGAUGAUCCACCACAUGGACGCCAUCACCAGCCAGGCCACGGUGUAGGUCAGGAUGAAGAUGAGCAGGUUCCAGCGCCACUUGAGGUCCACCAGCGUGGUGAAGAGGUCCGACAGGUAGCGGCUGGUCUCGCCGCCCAGGUUUCCGUGCUGCACGUUGCAGCGGCCGUUCUUCUCCACGAAGCGCUGACGCUUCUUCUUCACCGGUGCCGAGAAAGCGCUGGCCCGAUUCGUGUUGACCACCUGGUAGUCUUCGCCGAAUUUCCUACGCAGUGCCGCCAUUGAAGCUCCUCCCGCGUUAAAGGGACCCACAAUGCACCGCGCAGAGCCAAGAUGGAAGACCCCAGCAGCUGCAGGAGAACAAUGUUUUGCCUCUAGAUUUUUGGGGGAAACGGACCGUAGAGAGCGAAUUAGCCCGGCCCGAGGAGCGGCGUGUGGUCAUGCAGCGGAUGACACCGAUUGGCACGCCGUAGUCAUCCCGCCAUGAGCAUCAUCCAAGACAAGCUAGGCAACGACUUCCUACGCUCCAACGGCGGUGGCAUGGACUCCAACUUCGGCCCCGGCAUGAUCAUGUUCAGCCACUUGCCGCCGGUCGCCAGCUUCACCCGCCUGGCACCUCAGGAGAUGAUCCUGAAGAAGGAGCGGGACUCGCCCGACUGCAGUGCCGGCUCCCUGAGCGGAGGCGGCGUGGGAGACUACGUCCACGCUCUCGGCAUCAAGCAGGAGAAGGUGUCAGAGCACGAUUACCGCCUGCCGCUCUAUCCGGGAGGGCUGGGAAAGAGCGCAGAGCUGCUGGAGCUGACGGUCAGCAACAACCAGAACCUGCUGGUGCACGAGCUCAACAUGGCCAACCUGCCGGGUCAGUUGGGAAAGGAGUCCGCUGGGAGGAAAGGUCGAAGGUCAAAUGGGGAUGGCCAGGAGGGAAGGCCGCGGAAGAAGCGGAGCGAGAAGUCCGUGCUGCUGGAUGCAGAUAGCGGCAGCUUGUCGCCAGGAAGCAAGCCUCACAUCUGCGAGCACUGCAGCGCUGCCUUCAGGAGCUCCUAUCACCUCCGCAGACACGUCCUCAUUCACACAGGUGAGAGACCCUUCAGGUGCAGCCAGUGUAACAUGAGCUUCAUUCAAAAGUACCUCCUCCAACGCCACGAGAAGAUCCACAGCGGAGAGAAGCCAUUCAGCUGCGACCAGUGCAACAUGCGCUUCAUCCAGAAGUACCACAUGGAGAGACACAAGCGCACGCACAGCGGGGAGAAGCCGUACAGAUGUGAGACCUGCCAACAGUAUUUUUCCAGGACGGACCGCCUGCUGAAGCACAAGCGAACCUGUGGAGAAGUGUUAAGGAAAGGACUGGAUCCUGGCAUGAUGGACAUGGGAUGUGUGGACAUGGGCAGCUAUGGAAUCACUCAGGGAAACACUGGGAGAAAAAGAGGCCGCUCCAAGAAUCCUGGAGAGGGAGGAGCCCGGAAGAAGAAAAAGGGGGACGGCGGGACGCUGAGAGUGCCUCACGUUCCCGACACUGUAUCGGGAGCGUAUAGCAUUCAUGAGUAUGCCGUGGAGAACCAGAGUGUGUCCUUGUCCACCGAGCCGGGUCCCAGUAUGGAACACCACGGCCGUGCUCCAAAGAUGGCCUUCAAGAAGGCCCAUCGUAAAGGUGUGGACAAAGGCGGAAAGGCGGAUUUGUUGGAGCAGAGUGGAGCCGCCGUGGAUCACGGUCUGGGCCUCAUGCAGGCCAAUGGUGCCAAAGUAGGUGGGACCGCCAGCAGUAACUAUGACGACGCCAUGCAAUUUCUCAAGAAGCGGCGCUACCUUCACAGCACACACAGUGUGACAGCAUCAGGGCCCGCAGUGGGUGUGGGAAGUGGCAACGAAUAUGACGUCAGCCUGUUGUCCUCACAUCCCUCUGUCAUCCAGGGCGCAGUGUCCGCCGUGAUGGACGGCGACGCCCCACUCAGUCUGGACAAGUCUGGGAUCCCCGAUGAAGUGCUUCAAAGCCUCCUGGACCACUACAGCCAGAAACCAGACGGCUCCCAUCAUGACAUCCACUUUGAUAUCAGCGAUCAGCAUGUGGAGCUCAACCCCCCCGAUGCAGACGCACCCAGCCCGCCUGGGGACAAGACGGCCAUGAUGAACGAGUACUCGCGCUUCCUGCUUCAGGCUCUGGAGCGCACUAGCCACACUGGCGGCUUCCCACUCGGGCCCGGUCCUGCUUCCUCUGGACCCUUCACCACGGUCCACCCCGUCAACCCCCUCUACUCUGACAAGAACAUCUACACUACGCCCCCCUUGGAGUGCGGCUUCGGCCCCUCAGUGCCCAAGUCGCACUUUGCCAUGCUGGCUGGCUCCUCGCCGCAGCACGUCUUCCACCUGAGCAGCCUGGAUGCCCCCCUGCCGCACCAGCAGCUCACCCCCUCGCAGGAGCUCAGCGAGCAGAUGGAGAAGCAGCACUCCUCCACCCCGCCUUCCUCCUACCAGAUCAGCCCCUCUGACCUGAGCAGCCAAAAGGAACCCGCCAAGAACGCAGUCUUCCCGCUGACCUCCCAGAUAGAAAACUUUGCGCAGGCUUUCGGCUCUCAGUUCAAGUCGGAAGAGCGCGGCAUGUGCUAUGGCGCCGACUCUAGCGGGGACGCGGAGCACCGGAUAAGGACGCCCGUGUCCGAGUUCUCAGGGUACAGCACCUUGUUGUCUGACGUCGGUGAGCCGACCAGCUCAGCUUCUAAAACGCCGACCAGCCAAAGCUUCCGAUGAGGCCACACUGUCCUUAAAAGGUAUAAGUUCUAUUUUUUUAAAGAAGGGACAUCAUUAUUUGAAUUCUUCUCAAGCUGUGUUUGUCUUCACACAGGACAAUAUCCUCUAAAUAUUUUUUAACUUAAGUGCUCGUCAAUCUAGUAUUAGUAUUUUUAUUAUUAUUGUUAUUUGUAUGUUCCACCAGCAAGCUGACUUGUUAGAGCGAUCAAGGGGGGGAGCAAAAAAAAAGGGUUCGUGUUGCAAGUAUUACUCAGGAAACAGGAAGUUGCUGACAUGCUGAAUGAGUGUGAACACUGAAAACACUUUCUACUUGGCGAUAAAGAGAUUAUGGUACUCAAUGUGAAACUCAUCUUUCCUCUCAAUAAGGGCCAUAUAUUAUCUAUAUAUAUAUAUUUAUAAACUUCUAUAUUUGAAAUACAUAGCUUACAGAUGCAAGAGGAAGAAUGAGAACUGCAGAGGUGGUAAAUUAAUGUUCCUGGUAUAGUUUUAAAGGAAAACUACAGUUUUGUCAUUUUGCCGAUCAUCCACAAUCCUGACAUGUGAGACAUGAACACGUCUCUCUUUUCUGUGCUUCUAAAGAUAGAAAACAGACAGCUCAGUACCGCACGUAUGGGACCCACUUAUACCGCUCAUUAAGCCUUCUCAAGGAUGCACAUUAACAUUAUUAUUAACAUGGUUACGCAGAUGGAACUACGUUACUGGCCAUACUGACACUUAGCCAUAGCACGCCAUGGUCACGCUCACGCUUCAGACCACUACAAAAAGGCAAGGCUACAAAUUUGAGCUGACGCCGCUGCUGCUGUGUUUUUACGUAACGCUAGGUGUAGGCGUUUCUAUACUGCUAUGUGAAAUCAAUGCGCUUAGUACUCCAAAGCUCAUUUAAUACUUAGAAUGGUCCAAAUACUCUAAGUAUUACAUGUGAUGAAUUACCUGUUACUACAUAGUUACAGCAUGGAUAUGAAACCUGAUUGGUGUUUUAAUAGCAGCCUUUGUAGGCAGCAUAGGUGUGUCCCAUUAGGUGCGGUACUGAGCUGUCUCUUUUUACAUCUUUAGAACGCACAGAAAAGAGAAAGACGUGUUCAUGUCUCACAUGAGGAUGGUGGCUGACACGCUAAAUAAAAAAAAAAGUGCAGUUUUUCUUUAAAGAGCUAAAGUAACGUUGGGGCUUUUUUGGCCAACAGGGGGUGCUGUUGGACAGCAAUAGAAUGGUCUUACCUGCUCUCUUCCUCUUCACGUCUCUUCUAGUAAGGAGUGUUAGGGCCACACUGCCAAGACAACAGAGACCAAUGAAAACAAGUUGCAGUAUUACGAGGAAAAUAAAGUUGCAACAAUGCAGGAAAAAUUUGCCGUCGCACAAGAAUAAAGUCGUAAUUUUAGAACAUCAGAGACUGCGAGUGGCCGAUGCGUUCAUCAUGAACGUGAACACGGCUACAAAAUCUAACCGCUGCUGUUCGUAAUGUUACACAUUUAUCAUACUUUAACGCCCCCUCACCCGUGACCUUUCCUCAAGCCAUUAUGACAUAACUGGGGUGUCACAAGAUCUUGCGAGAUUAAAACAUGAUUCAUUCAUCGUUCGGAAAAAAAACUGUCCUGUAAAUAAAUGAAUUCAUCACAAGAAUGAAAACGAACUGGAUAAGUUUACCAUGUGCAUGCGUGUCUGUUCUCCCUCGUCUCUCGUCUCUAAACAGGCAGGAAGAGGGUUCACUCUGCAUUGAUUUCAACAACGGCAUGAGCGGAGUGAGCCCCUUUGUCUCAGUGGGUGGAGGCAGGGUUGCUAGCAUACACACAGAGUGCAGAAGAGUAGCAUAGUAGAAAUUAAAUUAGUAGAUUGAAAAAAUAUUGCAAUGUACUUUUUGUAAAAGUAAAGUUAAUAUGUCGUCACCUGACACCCCAAGACAUCACACAUAAUAAUGUAAUAGUACGACUUUAUCCUUGUAUUUGUACUCAACUUUAUUACUACUUUUUCUCCCUGACAGUUUUUAAACUAAAUGUUACAAAUUCCCGUACAGUUGUUUUUUUUUCCUCAUCAAAAUGGAAUACUGUUUAUUGUAAGAUUUCUUGCAGUGUUGCUAAUUUUAUUCUCAUAAAAUCAAACGUGUUUUCAUAGCAUACCAACUUUGCUACAAUUUCGCUGUAAGACACAAACUUCGUGACAGCGGCUACACCUUUUUCUCUUGUCAUUUUACACUUUCUUCUUGCAAAAUUAUGUAACAUCUUCCCCCAAUACGGCCGUCCCUCGCAAUGUUGCGGUUUCAUUAUCGCUCCCUCACUAUAUGGCAGGUUUUCCGAAAUGAAUUAAUAAAUGAUGGCUGUCUUGUGGUAGACUUCGGUCUAUUAAAACAUUGAAAUACAAGUGAUAUGUAGUAUUCUGGCCACUAGGCGGCAGUAAUGACAAAACAUUGACGAGCCAUUAGCUUACAUGACAUUAACACUGCAGUCUGUGAAGUCAGCCACGGCAUGUCCAUUCAGUGUGGAAGUGGUAAGUUUUUAGCUUCUUAAGUUUAGAAUAAAUAAAUAUGAGGCUAACUGGUUAGCACGCUAGCUAGUUAGCAGCCAUCUCGAGUCCCUACAGUAUCAGAGUUGUAAUGUGUUGUAAACAAUGAAUAAUAGGAGUGUAAAGGUGAUAACAUUAAAACCCGUAUUUUGAAAGCCCUAAACACCUUUUCUAUGCUUUAACUAAGAAAAUAUUCCAUUUAACACCGUACCCUAUAUCACGGAAAUUCAUUUAUCAUGGUCGGGUCUGGAGCCGUAUAAACGAGGGACUGUAUUGUGUUUUAUCUUGCAAUAGUACAAGUAUUACUACCACUUAUCCUCAUACUACUACGACGUUAGACUCGCAAAAAUACAACUUUUUAUGGAAUGGUACAACAUUUUUGCUAGUUAGAUGUCUCAGGAAUCGUCUUGCAUCUUUCUCGGAAUUUUACGGCGGUUUUGUCAUACAGUUGCAACUUUUUUCUUACGGAACUAAAAUGUUACGAAUUCUUGUUCAAUUCAGUUUUUUCUCAUCAAAAUACGGCGUCACUUUUCUCGCAAUGUUGCUCAUUUAUUCUCGUAAAAUUAAAGCGUUUUUUUUAAAUAUACCAACUUCUAUGCCGUUGUCGUAAUGCACAGACCUUGUGACAGUAGCGACGCCUUUUUCUCUCUCGUCCUUUUCCAGCUGUAGUCUUGCAUAAUUACGUAACAUUGUCUCGCCCAAAUAUUGGGUUUUUCUUGUAAUACUACAACUUUUUCCUCAUGCUAAUUAGGACAUCAGGCUUUUUUCCGAUUGAUAUCGCUUAACUUUUUUAAAAAUAUUUUUUUAUAUAAAUAUUAUGGCUCUUUUCUACGACUUUUUUUUUAAAUUAAAAAAUCAGAAUACAAUAAAAUGCAGUGUUGCUAAUUUAUUGUCAUAAAAAAUGAAGCGUGUUACUGUAACAUCAUUGGUUGUAAUCCACCAUCCUUGUAAGAACGCCUGCUUUCUCUCGUCUUAUUCCAGCUUUAUUCUUGCACGGGUACGACUUCUGUCUUGGAAUUCCACGACUUAAUUCUUGCGAUUCGGACUGUGAGUAAUCAUUAUUUUCUACGUUGAUUCAUCUGAAGCUUGUUGUUUUGUUCGGUCGGUUGGACCCGAGUCGUCCCAAAUCAAUAUGAAGCAAACACAAACAUAUCAGAAAAGAAGCAAAGACGUCAUCCUUACCGUUUUCCAAAGUCAAAGCUGAUGCGUUUAAAUAUCUUGUUGUACCUAAAACACAAAAGAUACUAGGUAUGCUUUCAUGGAUGACUAAGGAAAUAAAAUAUUCACAUUUGAGAGGGAUGAGAUUUGUUGGGUUUUUUUUUUUUACUCGAAUCCCAAAAUAGUUGCCAGUUAAUUGGAUAAUUGAUUAAUCAAUGAUUAAUUAUUGCUGGCAAAGUACGACACUGUUGUGGCUUUUGUUGUUGUGUUUCAAGUGUGGUCCUAACGCUUGCUUGCAGCCGUGCGCAUUUCAAAGCCUCCAAUGAGCACUUUGAGCCUUCAAGCUCAAACGUCGCAAAUGAACAUUUUUUCUGUUUUGUGUUGUUGCAGAUGUUUGAACGCUGUGAUGGGGAUUUGGGAGGUGUGAUAGUGGUUCUUAUCUUUGCUAUUCUUCUUACAUUUUGGGAGGCGGGGGGGGGUGGCCUUUUUAAAUGGGGAUGGUGUAAAUGUCAGAGACCCUUUUAGUUGCUAGUUGGAUGUUCCCUAUUGAAUUUGACGCAAAACAUGUUUGUGAGGAAAGAAAAAGAAAUAAUUUGUAUGCAUUUAGACUUUUUUCAAGAUGUCAUGGAGCAAAGUGUAGAUUUGAAAUUGGCUGAGUCGAUGUUAGAUGUCAUUUGGAUGCUUUUAUAAAUGUAUUUAUGCCUUUCAAAAAAAACAACACGCUGUCUUCCAUGGAAGUGACUGUGCUGACCUGACCCCCCUUUGUGAUUGCUGGGGGGGGGGGAGGGGUCUGCCUCACAUAUAUACCUCAUAUCUGAGAUGCAAAGACGCGAACGACUGAUGAUUUCUACAAAAUGUCUUUGCGGGACUAUUUUUGUACCGAGGACGACGUUUAAAGGCCAAUCAGUGUUCACUGUCCUCAUCUCUCAUUGUUUACAAGCCUUAGUAACACUACUUUCAACUAAAUAAUAUCACCAACACUUUUCAAGUUGAUUUUUAUGGACAUUAUUUGACAACCACCAGCUGAUGAUGAUGUAGCUGAUGGCUUUAUUUUUUUGGUGACAACUUCAUGAGACUGUACCUGUCCAAUGGAAUGAGUUGUGAUUAGGGAGAAAAUAAAAAAUACUCAUG